Morchella sextelata is the source of this 705-nucleotide messenger RNA. RefSeq lists its product as uncharacterized. The annotation marks the transcript as partial. NCBI's taxonomy places the organism in Eukaryota, Fungi, Ascomycota, Pezizomycetes, Pezizales, Morchellaceae. The record is from RefSeq and is a predicted model, not a curated record. The transcript has a single exon.
GCAGACUCCACCGCCGCUGUCAUUCCCCUACUUUCACGUUGACUGGGAGGUGCUGAUGGACAAUCAGUUGCGGAUUGACCGGAGAGCAUCGGGCAUCAAGGCCGAGGAGACAGGAACUCGUUGGGGGAAACCGACGAAGAGGAAGAGAAGUGAGAUUGUGGAGGUGAGCGACGACGACGACGACGACGACGCUGACGACGACGCCGACGACGACGCCGACGACGACAACGAAGGCGAGGUUGAAGGUGGUGGGUCGAGUUCCCGUAAAAAGCCCAGAGGAGAGAACGCCGGAGAGGGCAGCUCGAGCAAGGCGGGCCCGAAAGGUAAAGCAGGGGGCAGCUCGAGCAAUGCGGGCCCGAAAGACGACGAUGAUGGCGACGACGACAACGAAGAGUGCGAGGAGGACGAUGACGUCGACGACGAGGAAGAAGAAGAGGAGGAGGACGAGGAAGAAGAGGAGGAAGAAGAGGAGGAGGAGGCCCCAAGGAGAAAGAAGACAAAGACACCCGGGCUCAAGACGCCGGCCAAGACGCCGCUAUCAAAGACACCCGGGCCCGAGACGCCGGCCAAGACGCCGCCAUCAAAGACACCCGGGCCCAAGACGCCGGCCAAGAUGCCGCCAUCAAAGACACCCGGCCCGAAAACCCCGGCCAAAACACCUGCUCAGACUACUGCUGCCGAGCGAGGAGGGAAAAGGUCGAGAGC